Messenger RNA from Penicillium macrosclerotiorum, 1026 nucleotides. RefSeq lists its product as uncharacterized. NCBI's taxonomy places the organism in Eukaryota, Fungi, Ascomycota, Eurotiomycetes, Eurotiales, Aspergillaceae. The record is from RefSeq and is a predicted model, not a curated record. Bases 1 to 1026 code for a protein of 341 amino acids. The transcript has a single exon.
AUGGUUCAGCCUCUCUAUAGCUCCACUCGGGGCUCCUCCCCUUGCGGGGGCGGCAUUACAUCUGAGCUCAAACAGGCUUCCCUGCAUCCUUGGGGCAUGAUCGACUGGUACCUUUUCUUGUCCACGAUUGAGAAGGAUCAGGAAUGGGAGUCACUCAUUUUUGACAGCCAGAUGUUGGAGAUGUACGGGACCCGCUCGCAAAGCUUCCGGGUCCUGAGUCUCAGCAAGGACGACGACAACUACUAUGAUAACGAGCCCGCCUGGGAGCAGCCCAUCAUCGUCUUCUCCUCCCUGCCUUUACCCUGCUCACACAGCGACCAGGAAUGCAGUCUCGUUCUGGCUUUUGAUCUCACAAAUGCAUCGCUCCUCGCCUUCCUCUUUCCCUCCGCUCCCCAGACCCUGGACACCUUACGCAGUGUCUGGGAUGAAGGUGAACUGGUCAUCAACGUCCCCCUCGCCCGAUUCCAGGCCGUACUUGACUACACAAUGGCUGGCCACCCGCAGACGCUGUGGAUCGGUGUCUUCAAUUACUUCCGCGAGAGCACGCGUGAAUUCCCUGCCGGUCUAGAUCUUCUUCUGGUUAUCCAGUUCGUGCAGUUUGUCAAUGAUUACACAGAAUUUCUCGCCGCACUUGACAUCAAACUACCCGCAUGCCUGCGGUCGCAUGAGCUGGGACUACGCGCUCUGCUAUGCCGUGCCUCGCAAGAGGCCUGGAUCGCCACGCGCGAUGGGCUGAGUGCGUCGCAGUUUCUGGAGCGCAAAGUUGGCGAGCUUCUGGGUUCGGAGAUGUUGCCGAUCCAGGCACCGGCGCUAUUCUGUCCCGGCGUCGGCCAGGAGGGGACCCAGACAACGGAUGCGCUGGCGAUGCGUCAGUGGGUUCGCGUUCUAGGCUCCGUGCUGGGACUCCCUGCCCAGGCUGUGCAGACACUGGAGGUCGUUGGAUUAGCGACACUAAAUACAGUGCUCGUGCUCACCAUUGUUUGCAGCUUGUGGGCGCAGGGCCAUGCGGAGCUCCCGCUACCUUAG